CUGUUAUUUAUUGAGAAGGUUUGGACCGAGCCCGUGGUCUCAGCGGUAUCACAAUAAUUAUCCAAGAUGGCGGACAGAAAGCACCGAAUCUGCAUGGUCUCGGACUUUUUCUACCCGAACAUGGGGGGAGUAGAAAGUCAUAUAUAUCAACUAUCACAACGAUUGAUACAAAGAGGUCACAAGGUUAUCGUCGUGACACACUCGUAUGGAGGAAGAAAAGGAGUUCGGUAUCUUACUAACUACCUCAAGGUGUAUUAUCUUCCAUUUGGUGUUUUUCACAACCAGUGUAUUUUGCCGACUCUCUACCUGGAUUUACCAAUUUUAAGAUACAUCUUUCUCAGGGAAAGGAUUACGAUAGUCCAUGGCCACUCUGCAUUCUCUACACUUUGCCAUGAUGCCCUUCUACAUGCUCGGACCAUGGGAAUGAAGACGAUAUUCACCGACCACUCACUUUUUGGAUUUGCAGAUGCAAGCUCCAUCAUAACUAACAAGUUUCUUCAGUUCUCCCUUGCAGAUGUAGAACAUGUCAUUUGUGUAUCACAUACAAGCAAAGAAAACACAGUCCUUCGUGCCUCUACACAAUCCGGGAUGAAGCCAUAUAUUGUAUCUGUGAUUCCUAAUGCUGUGGAUGCUUCAAUGUUUACACCAUGCCCAUCAAAGCGAAGAAAAAAUUGUAUCACAGUGGUAGUUGUGAGUCGGUUGGUGUAUCGCAAGGGGAUGGACUUGCUGGCCGGUAUCAUACCAAAGCUUUGCCACAGGCAUUCUGAUGUGAACUUUUUAAUUGGAGGGGAUGGGCCUAAACGUGUAGUGCUCGAGGAGGUUCGAGAACAGAACCAAUUGCAUGAUCGAGUUGAGUUGUUAGGAACGCUGGAGCAUGACAAAGUACGAGAUGUUCUCGUUCAAGGGGACGUAUUCUUGAACACGUCGCUGACAGAGGCGUUCUGUAUGGCUAUUGUGGAGGCUGCAAGCUGUGGGCUUCAGGUUGUAAGUACGCGUGUUGGUGGCGUUCCUGAGGUUUUACCGCCUGAUAUGAUAACCAUGGCAGAACCCAGUGUACAAGCUCUCGUGGAUGCUUUAGAAGACUGCAUUCGCCGUGUAAGGAGUAGGAGCGUCAUCGACACACACACAGCACACGAGAGAAUAAGGGCUAUGUACACAUGGACUAACGUCUCCAAGAGAACAGAAAAGGUUUACGACACUGUCGCCAGUUUACCAAGCGUUCCUUUUGAAGAACGAUUAAAAAGGCUGUAUAUGUGCGGUAGCAUAGCGGGGAAGAUAUUCUGCGUCCUUGCUGUGAUAGACUUGAUAAUACUCAUGAUGCUCGAGUGGCUAGUCCCGAGAAAGAAUAUUGACAUGUGUCCGGAAUUUGACGCCGUAACCUCCCAGCCCGUUACAGCCGAGGUACCUCGCCAAACGAACCACGUGAUGACAAGGUCCCAACACCGAAUAUUAAGAGGAGAAACCUCACCAGUAGACUUGUUACACUAAAUAUUGGGCAAGCUCAUGUACCCAGAUAUUAACAAUGCGCCAAACAGUAAAGAGACAAAUGCUAGCCUGAAAUAUCUCCAAAUAAACUGUUUUGGGUUGUGGAUCACUCACAAAGAAGCGCAGUCCCUAAGUGUGGGUAUGUUUUAGUAUGCCGUCAGGCUGCUAUCUGACCUUUACCAAUUUUUGUGGUAAAUUGACGAGAAUUCCGCAAAAAUAUUCGCACAUCAAACCCUCCCUACCACCUCAAAAAUAUCCUUCAAAACCAAUUUAUUGAAAACAACCGCCAUCAACUAAAAAAAUUCGAUACACAACAAUUCUUUUAAACAUACCGGCCUACUGAAACAUCUUCCCGCUACCCAUCGUGUGUGCGUACUACCGGUCAAGGCACAGAAGGAGCGAAGACACAGAAAUAGGUCAAUUUAAGAAUGUAAAUAUUUUUUUACAGAAAGGUAGUCUAUAUAAAUGAUUUUAAAUAGAUACUAAAAUAAUAAAGUGGUUCUCAUUAACCCGUAAACUACAA
This is a messenger RNA of Nematostella vectensis (starlet sea anemone), 2008 nucleotides long. RefSeq names its product phosphatidylinositol N-acetylglucosaminyltransferase subunit A. Gene Ontology annotation, molecular function: phosphatidylinositol N-acetylglucosaminyltransferase activity. Gene Ontology annotation, cellular component: glycosylphosphatidylinositol-N-acetylglucosaminyltransferase (GPI-GnT) complex. Gene Ontology annotation, biological process: GPI anchor biosynthetic process. The transcript is spliced from 14 exons. NCBI's taxonomy places the organism in Eukaryota, Metazoa, Cnidaria, Anthozoa, Actiniaria, Edwardsiidae. The record is from RefSeq and is a predicted model, not a curated record. The coding region runs from base 67 to 1488 and encodes 473 amino acids.